UUUUGGUAUCAAACUAUUGCAUUUUUUUCCCUCUCUAAAUCUAAAUCUCUCCCUCUGGUUCUUUCGACCUCUUCAUCUCCAUUGCAGCCAUGUCGAGAAAAAAACAUUUCGCUAGAAGGAGCGGAGGUGUCCCCGGUCAACAACCACCUAGUUCAAGUUCUCAGCCGCAGGCGGCUCAGAGGAAGCCGUAUAGACAUAAGCCAGGAACAGUGGCACUUAAAGAGAUACGGAAAUUUCAGAAGAGUUUUGAUCUUUUAUUGCCAAGAGCCCCUUUUAUUAGAAUUGUGAAAGAGAUCACCAACAAUUUUAGCAAAGAUGUUGAUCGUUGGCAAGCAGAAGCUUUAACCGCACUUCAGGAGGCAGCUGAAGCUUUUCUGAUUCACCAGUUUGAAGAUACUCAGCUUUGCGCGAUCCAUGCAAAGCGUGUGACAAUCAUGCAAAAAGAUUGGCAGCUAGCAAGAAGGCUUGGUGGGAGAGGUCGGCAAUGGUGAGAGAGCUGCAUUAGCCCCAGUCUAACAGACUUAACACCUGUGUAGUUUUCAAGAGCUGAAAUUAGUAUCUAUAAAUAGUUUUGUCCAUAUAUUCUAGGGGUGUAGUUUUUGGUUCACAUACAACAUUUUAUAGAUCAAUUGAGUUGAUGUUUUCACUUGUAAAAAACAUACUAGUUUAGUUUCAACUUUCAACUUACUGCUCAGGAUUCAACAUUCAA
Papaver somniferum (opium poppy) is the source of this 709-nucleotide messenger RNA. RefSeq names its product histone H3-like centromeric protein cnp1. Gene Ontology annotation, cellular component: nucleosome. Gene Ontology annotation, molecular function: DNA binding; structural constituent of chromatin; protein heterodimerization activity. Lineage: Eukaryota; Viridiplantae; Streptophyta; Magnoliopsida; Ranunculales; Papaveraceae. The transcript has 6 exons. The coding region runs from base 90 to 491 and encodes 133 amino acids. The record is from RefSeq and is a predicted model, not a curated record.